AAAUAAUAGUAAAUUAUGGGGCCCAACAACGAAAAUUCAAAACUCUGUUCAAACUUCAAAGUCUCCUCUCCUCUCCUCUCCACUCCAGUCAGUGUCUUUGCGCUUCUACGAGUCGUCUUCUCCUCCUUCUUUGCUGUACAUUGUUUGACUAAAACCGAGCAAGCAAUGAUUCUCUCUUCUGCUCCUCUACUUCUCAGCCUACUAUUAUUCGCUGCUCUUGCAACCAGUUCGUUGUCACAGCCGUUCAAAUGCACCACAUCUGGUCAAUGUAACGCCCUAAUCGACUAUGUCGCUCCAAAUUCCACCACUAUCUCCGACAUCAGAACCCUCUUUUCAAUCAAAAACCUCCGAUCCAUCCUCGGAGCUAACAACCUCCCUCUCUCAACCUCACCAAACCAAACCAUAGCCGCAGCGCAGACAAUCAAGAUCCCUUUCCCCUGCAAAUGCUCCAACGGGACGGGCAUCUCCAACAAGAAACCAAUCUACACUGUUCAACCAGGAGACGGGCUUGAUCAUAUAGCUAGAGAUGUGUUCUCGGCUUUGGUGACGUACGAACAAAUAGCGGCCGUUAAUAAUAUACCGGAUGUGAACAAGAUUUUGGUUGGGCAGGAGCUGCAGAUUCCAUUACCGUGUAGCUGCGAUGAUGUUGGUGGAGAGAAAGUAGUUCAUUAUGGACACGUGGUGGAAUCAGGAAGUUCGCUAGAUUUAAUCGCACAGGAGUACGGAACUACUAUGACUACUCUUAUGACCCUUAAUUCAAUUACAAAUGCUAGUUCUCUUAAGGCUGGUCAAGUUCUUGAUGUCCCUCUAAAAGCUUGUAAUUCGUCAGUAAGCACAACCUCAAUAGAUUAUCCUUUGCUUGUCCCUAAUGGCACUUACUUCUUCACUGCCAACAGUUGUGUGAAAUGCAAUUGUGAUGCUGCAAACAACUGGACAUUACAAUGUGAGCCAUCUGGAUUUAGACCAGCAGCCAAGUCGACCUGGUCAACUUGUCCUUCCAUGCGAUGUGAUGGAGCAACCAGUUUACUCCUUAGCAACACCACAACUACUGGCUGCAACACCUCGACCUGUGCCUACGCGGGCUUUUCCAGCCAAAAUAUUUUGACAACCCUUGCCACUGUAUCCACUUGUCCAGCCACUGGUCCAGGUAUUGAGUCUCCUGAUGACAAUUAUGCUUCGAGGAUCAGCUUGAGUUGGAGCUUCCUUCGCAUUUCUCUUCCGCUGAUUAUGCUUUCUGUACAUCUUAAUUAACACGUUAGUGCUUGUUUUGCGGGUGUUCUUUUUUUGUGGGAUAUGAGUAUGUAAACAAACUUUGUGGUCUAAAAAAUGUAAUUUCAGUUGGUUUGUGUACAAGUAAUUAUUUAUUCAACAAUAAAAUGUAUGAAAGAAUGGAAAGUUCAACUAAUAAACUGUCUCACGCAUAUAUAAACGUGAAUUUUGCAGUUAAA
Jatropha curcas is the source of this 1448-nucleotide messenger RNA. It is a transcript of the gene LYM2, whose product is annotated as lysm domain GPI-anchored protein 2 precursor. The record is from RefSeq and is a predicted model, not a curated record. Lineage: Eukaryota; Viridiplantae; Streptophyta; Magnoliopsida; Malpighiales; Euphorbiaceae.